This is a messenger RNA of Dermatophagoides pteronyssinus (European house dust mite), 2070 nucleotides long. Its product is annotated as adipocyte plasma membrane-associated protein-like. Gene Ontology annotation, cellular component: endomembrane system. Gene Ontology annotation, molecular function: hydrolase activity. NCBI's taxonomy places the organism in Eukaryota, Metazoa, Arthropoda, Arachnida, Sarcoptiformes, Pyroglyphidae. The record is from RefSeq and is a predicted model, not a curated record.
GCUGAAAAGUUUUCACAAACUGUAUGAUUCAAUUUUCCUGUGCACGACAUUCUUUUAGAUUUUUUUCGGUGAUUAAUUGAGUGAAAAUGAAUUACCUGUCCAGGAUUGUUGUUGCGAUCAUCGCAAUGACGUUGAUGUUAAUGAUGCGUAAUGGCCAAUGUAGCGGUAACGUAGGAAGAUCUCAUGUACAACGACCAUUUUCCGCAGCUGGCGCCGCUAGUAAUAUCGGUCCAAUAUCACCGUUAGUAUUUCAGAAAUAUAAUCUAACACCGGCAUCAUCGAUUGUGGGCACAAGUGUUGCACCAACCGAACAAUUAUUCAAUUAUGUACCGGCACCAAUUGCAAUAGCCGCAUCCAAUCCUCACCAUCAUCAUCAUCAUCAUUCAUCAAAAUCCUCAUUGUUAACACCGGAUUCAUCAUCCGCAUUGCCAAUAAUGACUGCAUUGAAAAGUCUUUCCCACCAAGCACGAACAGUGGCAUCAUCACCUGCUGCUUUGAUGGCUGCUGCACAGGCAGCAGUACCCAUUUCGUUGAAUGCAGCAUUGUCCGGUGCCUCAUCCAACAUUCCUGUCACAUACAAAUUCGAUUUACCAGAUUCAUUUAGCGGUGCAUUGGAACCAAACAAUUUGCUGGCCGGCGCUACUCGGCUGUUUGAAGGACAAAUCGUUGGGCCAACAUCGCUGGCAAUUCAUAAAGAUUUCAUUUAUGCUGGAACGGCCGGUGGUGCUGUUUGGCGUGGUAAUCUUCGUACCGGCAAUGCUACACGUAUAGCCAAAAUAAAUAAUGAAAUGUGUGAAAAAAAAUCAUGGGACUCAUCAUUAUGCGGACGACCAUUGGGUGUUCGUGUUGACAGUAAUGGUGUGCUGUAUUUCGUUGAUGCAUAUCUUGGUUUGCAUUCCAUACAUUUCGAUUCGGAUGACCGUGUCCAAUUGACACCAUUAUUAUCGGUGGAGCAGAUCGGUGGUAAAUAUAUGGGACAUUUAGUAUUGGAUGAAGGUGCAGGAAGUAAUGGUGGUCAUAUGGUCUAUGUAACCAUUGCAUCGGCCAAACGAGAUCUUACUCAAUGGACAGCCAUGGUUAUUGAACCGGAUACCACCGGAUUUGUUGCCCAAUAUGAUACCGGUAGCGGCCAGUAUUCAAUAAUAUGGGAUAAAUUAUGGUACCCUACUUCCAUCGAAAUUACCGAUGACCGGACGGCUUUAUUGGUUGCUGAAUUCAGUUCCCGAAAAGUACUCAAAUAUUACAUUAAAGGUCCGAAAAAAGGAACAUCCGAAAUUUGGGUGGAAAACCUUCCCGGUGAAUCGGAUCAUCUGAUACGAUCGGCCGACAAAACAAAAGAAACCUAUUGGAUGCCAAUCGUCAAUGCACGCAAUCAAUCCAAACCAAAUCUAUUGGAUUUCAUGUCGGAUAAACCAUAUCUACGAAAGGAAUUGCUUGAUAUUUAUGCCAAAAUGGGCAACCGUAUCGAACAACUUGGUCAGGAAUAUCAAAACGAACAAUUAGAACGAUUGGGUUUCCAAAUGAAAACCAGUCUCCAGUUUUAUCAACAGAACGUAGGCAACAAUUAUGGUCUGAUAUUGGAAUUGGAUGCCAAUGGCAAUAUAUUGGGUUCCUUACAUUCGGUGGCCGGCGUCAAUUCGUUCAUAUCGGAAGCCUUGGAAGGAGAAUCCGAUUCACCAAACGAGCGUGUCCUAUACAUCGGUUCAUUCGGCUAUCCCUACAUACUGAAACUGGUCAUACGCAAACCGGCCAUCGAUAUUGCCUCUCGAUUAGCGGUGGUGGCAGCUGCUGCACAACAGACACCGACCAUCGUUUCGUUGAACGAUCCGGCCGCAUUACGAAUGAUUCAGCGCAGCGGAUAUUCAGCCGCCAUUUCGAAUGACACCGCAACCAAUAUCGGCAUGAUUUCCCCGCUGUUACUUCAUCAAUCAUUGAACAGUACGACUGCUGCUAAUCAAUGGUCAUCAGUUCGUCAUCGUUAUUGAGAAUUCGUUUUUUUUUUUGAAAUUUGAUUUUAAUUUGAUAUAAAAAUGCCAACCCAAACAAAAUGUACUUGUAAAAUUAUUGCAC